CCCGCUUCCGAAGGCAACGGCUGCGAAGUCCUUGAGGGCCUUUUCGAGAAGAGAGAACGAAGAUCAGGGUGGAGGAGAUGGAAGCGGUGGGUGGAAGGGUGCGAAGAAUUUGCUUCGGAAUCGGAAGAUGCGCAGGAAAGCCACAACAACCCUCACAUGGGGACUGCGUCUGUGCGGUGCCAACAAAAUCGGGGCCCUCAUGAAACAUCCAACCUCGUUUUGACGCGCCAGAGCAGGCCUGCGGGCAUUCUGAGCACCUGGCUGACCUCCAGCUUAGGGGCGCCUUCCAGCGCCGUGGAGAACGCUUCGGGCAGCCCUGAAUGCUGCUGCACAUGCCUCCCUACAAAAUCAUUGACAUCGGCACGAAUUGUUGCAGGGAAAACACUCGCCAUCGAGCCGACGCUCCUAUGGCGGCAAAAAGGCGAACUGCACGACAAGCCUGUUCCUGCUCCCCCCCCCGACGGCCUGGCCCCUGGCAGGGGCACGCGCCGAGGCGUCAGACCCGAGGGGCUCACGGAUGGGGGAAUAUCGAGCUGCAAUCGGCCUACAUGAUGUGCACAUGUACUCAACGAAGUGCUGACAUCUGCGUGCAUCAUAAGACACUCCUCCGCUGGAAAAUUGCCUACGCCCAGAGCGACUGGCAAGCCUGCAGAUACUACGUUGUAGCGGCUGUCUGCGCUACAGCAGUAUACACGUUUGGUAGCUGGUGUCAUAAAGGGUACCUGCAGGAAACUAUAUCGCGUCAGAACAAGUCGGCUACACCUGACCGACCAGUCACAACUAGAGCAGAGCUCGGUCACACCUGUUCGGAGGGACGAAAUCGUCAAGGACGAGUCAGAGCAGGAGGAUCCUUGGCGGCGGGCAUAAGGCGAGGUCGGCGAGGGGGGCCCGCGCGCCGCGGCGGGGGCGAGUGGCCCCGCGGCGGAGCCGGAGCGCCAGCGGGCCCGUGGCCCGGCGGCUCCGAGGCGCGCAGCCCUGCUCUGGUGGGGGCCUGGAAGACUUGCAGGCAACUGCCCACUCAGCACCGCGGGGCACCUUUGGACGCCCGGAAUGGGCAUGGCCAGCAGUGGGCACGAUGCUCAAUAGAAAAUGUCGUCCAGCACCGCCAACAGACGCAGAGCCGCUGCCUGCCCAGCCUCAGGUCUGGGCACGGCACGACGAGCAGCACGUCGGCCUCCGCCGCCCGCCACGGGGCUUCGGCCAGACCGCCGGAGGCCGCCAGAGAGGCCGCCACGGCCGCCGCUCGUGGGGCAAUGUUAGGGGGAGCAGGGGGAAACGUCGACGGCACACGAGCCUCCCACGAGUCGCUGCCGAAGGACACGGUCACGCGCGGGGCCUCCGCGCAGCGCUGCCCCCUUCACCCACGGGGGCCGCGGCCGCGGCGCCCAGGGCCCGAGGCCGCAGCCCGGGGACGCCGGCCGGCUGCUGCCGCCGCCGCCGUGGACGCGGGCUCU
Prorocentrum cordatum is the source of this 1454-nucleotide messenger RNA. Lineage: Eukaryota; Dinophyceae; Prorocentrales; Prorocentraceae. The record is from the annotation of a GenBank genome assembly.